Messenger RNA from Medioppia subpectinata, 312 nucleotides. The record is from the annotation of a GenBank genome assembly. NCBI's taxonomy places the organism in Eukaryota, Metazoa, Arthropoda, Arachnida, Sarcoptiformes, Oppiidae.
AUGGUCUGUGAGGCCCAACUGCACGGUCUGCCAAUCGCCAGAGCGCUGGCCAUCGAAGAGAAACCCGAACCCUAUUCGUACGGUUAUGAGGCGACCGACAAGUUCGGCACCGUUUGGACGCGACAAGAGUCGAGUGAUGGCAACGGCAAUGUCAAGGGCUCCUACUCUUACCGGGAGGCCAAUGGUAUCGGCAGAACCGUUGAGUACGUGGCCGACCCCGUCAAUGGUUUCCAGGCCCAUGUGGUGACCAAUGAGCCGGGCACUGUUGACCAUGCUCCCGCCAACGCUCUCUAUAGAACCGUUCAGAAUUAA